Messenger RNA from Lagopus muta (rock ptarmigan), 2182 nucleotides. Its product is annotated as GTPase IMAP family member 8-like. Bases 24 to 2099 code for a protein of 691 amino acids. The transcript has 9 exons. Gene Ontology annotation, molecular function: GTP binding. The record is from RefSeq and is a predicted model, not a curated record. NCBI's taxonomy places the organism in Eukaryota, Metazoa, Chordata, Aves, Galliformes, Phasianidae.
CUGCUCCGUGUUACACGCGAGAGAUGCUGGAGAAGGACAAACGGACCUUUUUGCAGAAGACUCCCCAUGUGAGUGUGAGCGCUCUCCCGAUGGCAGGACGUCACAGCACAGGGUCCCAGCUGAGCCUCAUCCUGGUGGGCAAGACAGGGAAUGGGAAGAGUGCGACAGGGAACACCAUCCUUGGGAGGGAAGCAUUUACUUCUAAUUUGUCAGCUGAGUCGUUAACACAAGUGUGUGAAAAAGAAGAAUGCUUCUUCGGUGACAGAUUAAUUGAAGUUGUCGACACGCCCGGCCUUUUUGACACUAAGGAAGUCAAUGAGAAAAGAGCUGAAAUGAUUCAGAAAGCCUUUAAGAAACUCUAUUCAGGGGUCCACGCCAUCAUCCUGGUGAUGCAGCUGGCCCGAAUCAGUAAGGAAGAGCAGGAAGUGGCUGAGUGGGUGACCAGAAUCUUCCAUUCUAAAGCAGAGAGAUACACAAUCCUCUUAUUCACCCGAGCAGAGGAGCUGGAGGAUCCAAAAGGUCUGAAGGGCUUCAUAGACAAGAGCCCAUACCUCAAGGGCCUGGCAGCCAAGUGUGGAAAUCGGUACAUUGGUUUCAGCAAUGGAGUCACUGGAGAGAAAAGGGAUCAGCAGGUUACAGAGCUCAUCAACAUGAUUGAUGCCAUGAUCGAGAAGAAUGGCAGGGCUCCGCGUUACACACGAGAAAUGCUGGAGGAAGACACACGGACAUUCCGUGAAAAAGAGCCUUAUGUGAGCGCUCUCCCGAUGGCAGGACAUCACAGCACAGGGUCCCAGCUGAGCCUCAUCCUGGUGGGCAAGACGGGGAAUGGGAAGAGUGCGACAGGGAACACCAUCCUUGGGAGGGAAGCAUUUACUUCUAAUUUGUCAGCUGAGUCGUUAACACAAGUGUGUGAAAAAGAAGAAUGCUUCUUCGGUGACAGAUUAAUUGAAGUUGUCGACACGCCCGGCCUUUUUGACACUAAGGAAGUCAACGAGAAAACAGCUGAAAAGAUUCAGAAAGCCUUUAAGAAACUCUAUUCAGGGGUCCACGCCAUCAUCCUGGUGAUGCAGCUGGCCCGAAUCAGUAAGGAAGAGCAGGAAGUGGCUGAGUGGGUGACCAGAAUCUUCCAUUCUAAAGCAGAGAGAUACACAAUCCUCUUAUUCACCCGAGCAGAGGAGCUGGAGGAUCCAAAAGGUCUGAAGGGCUUCAUAGACAAGAGCCCAUACCUCAAGGGCCUGGCAGCCAAGUGUGGAAAUCGGUACAUUGGUUUCAGCAAUGGAGUCACUGGAGAGAAAAGGGAUCAGCAGGUUGCAGAGCUCAUCAACAUGAUUGAUGCCAUGGUCGAGCAGAAUGGCAGUGCUCCGCGUUACACACGAGAAAUGCUGGAGGAAGACACACGGACAUUCUUUGAGAAAGAGCCUUAUGUGAGCGCUCUCCCGAUGGCAGGACAUCACAGCACAGGGUCCCAGCUGAGGAUCCUGCUGGUAGGGAAGACGGGGAGUGGCAAGAGUGCGACAGGGAACACCAUCCUUGGAAGAAAUGUAUUUUUAUCGGGUUCGUCAUCACAUGCGGUAACAAGAUGCUUCAAUAUAGAGGAGAACAACUUUGCUGGAAGACCAAUUGUUGUUGUUGACACUCCUGGCCUUUUUCAUGGAAGAGAAGCCAAUGUGAGAACAGCUGAAAACAUUAAGGAAAGCCUUCAGGUCCUCUCUUCAGGGUUCCACGCCAUCAUCAUGGUGAUGCAGAUCACUGAAGAGGCGGAAAAAGUGGCUAAACGGGUGAACGAUGUUUUUGAUACUAAAGCAGACAAGUACACAAUCCUGGGAUUCACCCAGGCAGAACAGCUGGAGCAUCCAGAUGAUCUGAAGGGUUUCAUAGAAGGGAGGCCAUACCUCAAGGAGCUGGCAGCAAGGUGUGGAAAACGAUGCAUUGCUUUUAGCAACAAGGACUCCAAAGCGAUGAGGAAUGUUCAGUCUGCAAAGCUCAUCAACAUGAUUGAUGCCAUGGUAGAGGAGAAUUGCAGUGCUCCGUGCUACACACAGGAAAUGCUGGAGGACGACACAUGGAAAUUCCUUGAGAACUUUUGUACCAUCCUGUAGGCAGCCAGGGGUCGGUCCCAGAACAGGGACCUCCUCUGCUGUGCUGUUCCUGCUGUCUCAACACGGCGAUGUGAGGCAGGGUG